AUGGAAAUAAUAGGGGAUUCUGACUCCCUUAAAUGUAAAUUCAUGGACGAUACCUUUAAAGAGGGAGCUCUGCGAUGGUAUAUGAGCUUACCUCGAUUCUCGAUCGUUAGCUACCAGGACUCAACUAAAAUGAUGGUACAAGAUUUUUCAGCAAACAAACAUAGAAAGGUGUCUACUACUAGUUUGUUUAACGUCCGACAAGGACACUCAGAAUCUCUCAGAGAGUAUUUGGCAAGGUUCAACGAAGAAACAAUUAAAGUGUCUCAUCUGAAUCAGGAAAUGUUCGUAUGGGCAUUUCAACAUGGCCUUAAAGUCUGGCAGUUCAACGAAUCAUCAGUACAAAAGUCGACAUCUAGCAUGAAUGACGUUAUUACCAUAGAGGAAUUCUACAUCGAAUGGGAGGAAAGUAACAUGGAAAAGAGAUAUCGAGAUGCCAAAGAAAAAAUACGAGCUAAGAAAGAAGGUGUCGGGCAUAAUAAGGAGUACUUUAGGACCAAACUCUGGGACUAUAUAACGAUGAGGCCAUCUCAGCGUCCGAUUGACAAAGUGGCCGAGUACACACCAUUGAAUUCCAGACGAGAGGACAUCUUGAGAGAAGUAUAUAAUCUGAAAUUACUUCCCAUAUCAGGGCGUCUAAAAGGGGUCCAUAUUGUGAUGGGAAACGACGAGAGUGCAUGGUGUGCAUACCACAAACUUCACGGACAUCACACUGAGAAUUUCCAUCAACUAAAUAAAGAAAUCAAGAUCUUAAUUCGAAGAGGACGACUGAUGUCUUAUGUUAAAGACGUCGAAGGUCAAACAGGAAAGAGAAGACAUCCCCGAGAAGACACCAACUCAGAAAACCCAACACAAAAGAAAGGGAAGAAUAUAGAGGAAGUCCGCGAAGCCCAGAUGACUCGUCACACAUUGAACACUAUUGCUGGGGGAUUCACGGGAGGAGGAGAAACCAGUUCAUCCAGAAAAAGAUAUGCCUGGACAAUGAUGCAUGUUUGGCAGAAGCCGUCUUCAGAAGAAGAGGAAACCCCAAACAUAAUCAGUUUUUCUAUAAGGGAUGCUGAAGGAGUAUUAGUCCAUGAAAAUGACUCGAUGGUGAUCAAAGUGAAAAUCCGAGACUGGAGCGUGAAACAAGUCUUAGUAGAUUCGGGGAGUUCAGUAGAUGUUUGGUAUUGGGAUGCGUUCAAAGGGAUGGGUUUUGAUAUCUCCGAAAUGUUACCUUUUAAAGGUACUUUGGUCAGAUUCUCCGGAGAGCAUGUACAUGUACUAGGACAUUUUCCUAUGAUAACAACUUUCGGCAGUUAUGACAUUGCAAAAAGUGUUAAGUUGAGGUAUUUAAUGGUCAACGAUGCAUCUCCCUAA
Molecule: messenger RNA, 1356 nt
Organism: Lathyrus oleraceus (garden pea)
Lineage: Eukaryota; Viridiplantae; Streptophyta; Magnoliopsida; Fabales; Fabaceae
Exons: 1
Coding region: 1-1356 (451 amino acids)
Source: RefSeq, a predicted model, not a curated record